This is a messenger RNA of Zalophus californianus (California sea lion), 10715 nucleotides long. RefSeq names its product FYVE, RhoGEF and PH domain containing 3 (gene FGD3). Gene Ontology annotation, cellular component: cytoplasm. The coding region runs from base 783 to 3113 and encodes 776 amino acids. The transcript has 19 exons. Gene Ontology annotation, molecular function: metal ion binding; guanyl-nucleotide exchange factor activity. Gene Ontology annotation, biological process: filopodium assembly; cytoskeleton organization. NCBI's taxonomy places the organism in Eukaryota, Metazoa, Chordata, Mammalia, Carnivora, Otariidae. The record is from RefSeq and is a predicted model, not a curated record.
UCCACGGUGACCCCCUGCCAGCAACAAGGACACCAAGGCUCAAAGAAAUCCGUUUGUGUCUCAAGAAGCGUGCAGGGCGGGACGAACAAGCCACUGCUGGAACGCAUGCAGAGCUCACGCUCUAAGCUCUGUGGGAUUCCACGUCUUCGUGCAUUUACUUUCUCCUGGGGUCGCCGAGCUGCCCCGUGACAAGGGUGCUCCUCUGAGGGUCCCCGGGCCUGCUCAGGCCUGCUGGACCCCCUGAGGGUCCCGGUGUCGGGUACCCGCAGGUCUGUGCCCAGAAGCCCAUGAGGCGAGGUGGAGGGGGAAGGCUCCACCCUGGGACGGCUCAGGGCGCCGUUAAACCCCCCAGGCCGUGGUGCAGAGGCUCUCGGUGGGCCUGGACAGCUCUCCAGCCCGCCUGGGCUGUAUUUUCACAGAGGAGGCAGCUGGGGAACCGGUGAACUUGGGCGUGUGACGAUGCGGAAAUGCGAAGGCACCGUCUCUGGUGACCCGUAUUGCAAAACCCGCAAAAGGAAGUUGUGUUUUGCUGCAACCUGAAGUCAGCCCUGGGCAGAAGUGCGCCCUCCCGGGACAGCAGGACCCCUGUUUCAAACCUGCUGGACAGGAAGGAGAUUUUCAGCCGACCUCCCAGCCCCGCUCAUGCUCACAGCCUGAGGCAGCCAACCCAGACCCCGAGCGUGGCCGGCAGGGAGCCAAGAGCAGAGCCCUCCCUGGAGACCUGGGCGUCAGGCAGCCCCCCGGCCAGCUCCCCACGGAGCUCAGGCAGCUUAGCUGUGAGGAUGGAGUCAGGAGGGGGCUCAUCAACAGCCCAGGCCCCUGUCGCUGCCCUGGGGGAGCCGAACUCUGGGCCUGGCUAUUCCUCCCUGGAGCUCCCGAGGGCAGACCCAGGGAAGCUGCGAGCACUGCCACUCGGGCCUAGAGCCCACAGCAAGGACCCUGACCCCAGGAGCCCUGGCAGCCCAGCUGCUGCAGGGAAUGGCCCCGCAGGCACAGGCCCUUCGGGGGAGCUGAACGGUGCUGCUAAACUCCCCAACCGGGACAGUGGGAUCGACAGUCCAUCCUGCAGCAUGGCUAGCGACCAGUUCCCCUGUGAGGAGGGCAGCGAGGCAGGCCGGGGCCCCGCAGUCCUGGGGCCACACCUAGACGCAGCCCCAGAAGGCAAGGCCCUGCAGGAGGCGGCCGAUAGCGACGUGGGCGAAGGUAGCGGUGAGGAGCCUGACCCCGAGAACACCCCCCCGGAGGCCCCUGCGGACCUGGCCAAGUGCUCUGAGCCCCAGAAGCUGCUCCACAUCGCCCAGGAGCUCCUGCACACCGAGGAGACCUACGUGCAGCGGCUGCACCUGCUAGACCAGGUUUUCUGCACCCAGCUGACGGAAGCUGGCAUCCCUUCGGAGGUCACCACAGGCAUCUUCUCCAACAUCUCCUCCAUCUCUCGCUUCCACGGGCACUUCCUUCUCCCCGAGCUGCAGACGCGGAUCACGCAGGAGUGGGUCCUGGCCAACCCGGACCCGCAGUGUCCCCACGCCUUAGCUUCUCCGUCUGCACAUCAGAGCGAUUUUAAUACCCGCUCAGACUCUGUGGGAUCCGCACACCAAACAGCAAGUAAACAGAGGGACACGAACCCCCGGCUCGGGGACAUCCUGCAGAAGCUGGCCCCAUUCCUCAAGAUGUACGGCGAGUACGUCAAGAACUUUGACCGGGCCGUGGAGCUGGUGAGCACCUGGACCCAGCGCUCGCCGGUGUUCAAGGACGUUGUCCACGGCAUCCAGAAGCAGGAGGUGUGCGGGAACCUGACGCUGCAGCACCACAUGCUGGAGCCCGUGCAGAGGGUCCCACGCUACGAGUUGCUGCUCAAGGACUAUCUGAAGAGGCUCCCAGGAGACGCCCCCGACCGGAAGGAUGCAGAAAGGUCCUUGGAGCUCAUCUCCACCGCUGCCAACCACUCCAAUGCCGCCAUUCGGAAAAUGGAGAAAAUGCACAAGCUCCUGGAGGUGUACGAGCGACUGGGUGGGGAGGAGGACAUCGUCAACCCCGCCAACGAGCUGAUCAAGGAGGGCCCCAUCCAGAAGCUGUCGGCCAAGAACGGCACUGCGCAGGACCGCCACCUCUUCCUGUUCAACAGCAUGAUUCUUUACUGUGUGCCCAAACUGCGGCUCAUGGGCCAGAAGUUCAGUGUCCGGGAGAAAAUGGACAUUUCGGGCCUCCAGGUGCAGGAUAUCGUCAAGCCAAAUGCAGCCCACACAUUCAUCAUAACGGGAAGGAGACGGUCCCUGGAGCUGCAGACUCGGACGGAAGAGGAGAAAAAAGAAUGGAUUCAGGUCAUCGAGGCCACCAUCGAGAGGCACAAGCAGAACAGCCAGACCUUCAAGGCCUUCAGUGGCUCCUUCGGCCAGGAUGAGGACCCCUCCCUCGCUCCAGAUUCCCCUGUGGUGGGCACCAGCUUGGAGGAGCCUGUGGUGGCAGCCAGCGGUGGCGGGGGUGCUGCAGGGCUCGAGCCCAGGAGAGGGUCCGCUAAGACCAGGCGCGACAAGGAGAAGCAGGGCUGCAGGAGCUGUGGCGAGACUUUCAACUCCAUCACCAAGAGGAAGCAUCGGUGCAAGCUGUGUGGGGCGGUCAUUUGUGGGAAGUGCUCCGAGUUCAAGUCGGAAAAUGGCAGGCAGAGCCGCGUCUGCCGAGAGUGUUUCCUGACGCAGCAGGCAGUACCCGAGAGCCCCAGCCCCGAGGCGGCACCCGAGGAGCCCAAGCACAGCACAGAGCCAGCGGCUGUGGAGCACCAGCCCAGCCUGCUCUGCAGCUCCCUGCAGGUGUCGGAUAACGGUGUGGCCUGGAGCGAGGUGUGGGCCACCAUCCCAGCAUCAGACCCCCUGGAGCUGGUGCUGCACCUGCAGGGAGACAGCCAGGACAGCUGGCCGCCACGCACCAUCCCCCUCUCUGGCUGCACGGUGAGCGUGUUGGACCCCGUGGAGGGGCCGGACACCAGGCAUGUGUGGCGGCUACAGCAGGCCCAGCGGUCCUUGUACCUGAGCACCCUGUCAGCGGACCUGCGGCAGCAGUGGCUGGACGCCCUGAGCGCGGCUGCCCGCGGGGACCCAAGCCUGGCGGCCCCAUGAGCUGAGCCUCAGCCAGCUGUCCCAGCUCUGUGGCCACCCCAGCAGGGCCUGUGCCCACCCGGGAGGUGGUGUUGGAGGCUGUGUACUGGCAUGCAGGGCUCCCAGACUGCUGGGGGCAGACAGGCCACAGGACACUUAACCCUGGAGGGACCUCUCUGAAGCAGAGGAAACAGGCCCACGCACCCAGCAUGUGUCCACGAAGAGCCCCAGCGGCGUGGCCUGGAGCGGGGUGCAGGCAGACGGUCCAGUGUGGGGCACCCAGCUCCGGAAGGCAGAAGGAACGUCCUGGGGGUGCCGGGGGACCCCUGGUGGAGGUCUGCGGCCAUGAUCGUCCUCCCAGCCGCCCGCCCCAUGCCGUCUGUACCGCGUGAGCCGAACUGUGACUGGCCCCGGACUCCACCUCCCUCCUCUGCUGCCUCCUGGACCCACAGCCCGCCUCCCUGUUUGGAGGGGCCAGUGGUCGCCAGGGGCAUCCCUGCAGGACCUCCCUGAGAAACUCCGUGGAGGCCAGCAGAGGCCUGCCCCUGCACCACGUGGGCCCGAGAUCUGUGUCUGUGUCCCCUGGCCCGCGGUGGGCGGUGCUGGUCUGCGAAAAUAAAGGCUGGGAGCCAGCAGCCGGGCACAGCCUCAGGGCAGGGGCCCCAAGGUGGGCCGGCCAAUGGUCAGGCCGGGGAGAGGGUGAGGGCACAGCUAAGUCUGCGGGGGCAGGUUCCACUGCUGUGGGUGGGGGAGGCAGUGAAGCACCCAGGCCCAGCUGGCCCCUCUCCCUGGGCCAGUCCCUUCUCCUCCGACCUUUGCUUUCUGUGUUCACUGAGCACCUCCUGUGUCCACAGGCCUACUGCGCUCUUCUCAGGGGCGCCCUGUCCGGGGCGUUCCCACUUGACAGCUGAGGAAAUGAGUCAGAGGAGGUCCCGCGGGUCCCAGAACUCCAGACAGAGGGAGCAGCCGGGACGGACCCCUGGGUAUGGCGACGCUCCACUGGGGUUGGAGGUGACACUAGGCCCCCCAAAGCAGGUGCCCACCUGGGGUCCUCCUGGCCGGCCCCCCAGUGAGUUCUCUGGGCCCUGUCCUGCCCAGCAGCCUGGGGUCUCCACACGCAGGUUCCCAUGGUGACCUCAGGUGGGCCCUGCCCUCGCGGGGCAGCCCUGAAGCUGGCGUGCUGCCCCCUGCAGAGUCCGCCGCAGUCCACGGGAGAGCCCGGGGGCCAGCAUGGGCGCCACAGCCUGGGGCUGCGGCAGGACCGGGAGGCAUGGCCCCGCUGCCCGUUUUGGACCGGGCCUUGAGGCUGUGAGGGAAGGAGUUCCCUCCGCGUGGAGCCACAUUUCCUGCAGUGUGGGGAGUGGUGCCUGGGUGUGGGAGGAGCGGUCAGAGGAGGGGAGGGCCCUGGGAGACCACCCUCCCGGGCAGGUGUUGCAGGAAGAGCACCCAGGCCUAGGGCAGGGCCACAAGGGGCCAGCAGAGUGGGCGGGGGGUCGCAGGUCCUGGCGCCAGGUCUCCCCAGCCCAAAGGGCUGGCGCUGCUCUGAGAGGCAGGGGCCGUGGGGUGGACUUGGGAGUGUGAACGGGCCUGGCUGGCUGCCGCGGGGUCGGUCAGCGUGCAGAUGGAGAUGGGCCCGGACGCCCAGCAGGUCUCUAGGAAGAGCCUGUGAUGGGCAAGUCAGAGGCUGCGGCUUGCGGCUGUCGGAGAGAGGACUUCUGCAGAGUGUGCGGCCCCAGGGCCUGGGCUCCUGCCCACCCACGGAGGGCAGGGGCUCUCAGCCUCUCUGCCGGCUUCCUCCUCGUCCCACCAGCAGCCCCCACCCUGCAGGCACAGGAGGCCAUUCCUGCGGGGAAGGAGGCCCUGGGGUCCUGACGGGAGGACGGGAUGGGGUCUGCAGUGCCCACCUGCCCAGCCUGAUGCCAGGCCCAGGGGCCGUGGUGGCAGUGAGGGGUCUGCCUGAGUGGUUUCCACGGGAGGAGGAGUGGAGGACAAAGGGAGAGGUGAGCGCACAGGGGCCUCUCCACCACCUGCAUGGUGCUCAGAGCCCGGGCUCCCGUCGAGGGUUCCAGGGCCUGCUGACCACCCCACUGCCAGAACACGCAUCCUCACGAGGCCCAGAGCAGGUGCUGGUGGCCUCCCCCGCGGUCCUGGAAAGCGGAAGGAGCCAGCCACUUGCUGAGAAGAAUUACUGCUCAGAGGUGUCUUUGCUGUAGAGAAACAGGCCCAGAGAGGGAGAUACACUUGCCCCAGGUCACACAGCAAGCCAGGGGCUCAGCCAGCGGUCAUUCUUUCACUCUUCAUCCACCUGUUAAUGCAACGGGCCCAACGGGCACAGCGGGCAUGCCUCCUGUGGAUUUCUGGCACGGGGUCAGACAGCGCCCUGCAGACCCUGGUCCUUGCACGCAUCUGGCCUCAUUUUGCCCCCCACACCUCACACCCAGGCCCCCUGGCCCCAGCACCGGACCCACCUCCUUCCCACCUCCCACUGGUCUUUUUGAGACCCUGCUGGAUGUGCCUGUGCAUCAGCCUCUCUGCUGUUUGCUCGGGUACGUAUGUGCCCUGUUGUUGAACCUCUGCCCCCCAUGUAGCGCAGAGGCUCCCAGGGCAGGACGCAGAACCCACAGAGGGGCCUGGCUCGUAGCAGGUGCUCUCUAUCUGCCAACAGCUGUGGUAAAGGCUCGGGGACACUGUUCUCGGGUGCUCCAGAGGGAUUCGCACCAGGCCUGUCCACCUGUCACCCCAGCAUCUCCAUCUUCCCCAGAUGACGCGGCCGUGACCCCUAAGAGGCUCCUCGUGGUCCUGAGGGGUUCCGCGUGGUCCCCAGGAGAGUCUGAGGGGUCCCAGGGGCUCCCAGUGUUCUGGAAGCAGUCAGCUGUGACGAAAGGCCGGCUGCUCCUGGGCCAAACAGCCUCACACCCACCGCUGCUCCCGAUUUAUGAGGAGGAAACUGAGGGCCCAAGGAGGUGGGCGGCACCAGGACACGUCGUGGGGCAUAGCCAGGUGCCCACCCGACAUUCUGCACAUUCCAUCCUGGGAAACUAGCCUCCUCCGCCCUGCUGGCUCCAAGGCCUGCCAGGCCCGGCCCGGCCCCGCUAGCUGGCUGGACUUCUGGGCCUGGUGCCUGCCUGUGUGGGUGCAGAGCACUGAUGGGGCCCCUGGCCGAUGGCACUGGUGCAGCCUGCAGGCUCCCCUCUUCGGCCCUGUGUGCUCAGGCCUCCAAGCCUUGUUGGCACCCCUGGUGGGAGCAUCGCAGACCACCUCCCUCCUCCCUCGUCCCUGGUCAGGGCUGGUCCUGAUGGCCCUCAGCCUUUGGCGGUGUGGGGGCCAGAUGGCCAAACCAGGACUGGGGAACAGACACAUCUCUGCCUUCCUCCAAAGCGGCUGUGUGAGAACAAAGCACAUGGAGUGAGAUUUCCUGCUCACCGCUGCCCGCCCCACCCCACAGCCACCGUCUGUAGGGACGAGCAUGCGGCCUCCACCAUGUCCUGCCUUGGCCCUGUCUCCCCACCUGAAUGCGGGCUGGCAGUGUCCCUGGGACGGACAGACUGUCCCCUUUCCCGCCAAGGCCAGCUCACUGCUGUGAGGCAAGUCUCCACCCUUGACAGGGGGCUCGGCCUCCCUGGGCCUUGUCAAGACCCAGAGAAGCAAAUGACACCCCCAAAACGACAUCCGCCCCAGGGGCACCAGGACCACUGCUGACAACUGAGCAGCACAUCCACUUCAAGAAAAAUACUGGGGUCACUCCCAAGGACCCCCACUCCCCAGAGCAGGAAGUGCAUGUGGCCUUCAGCCCAGAGCCCCCAGCAUUCUCUCCCAUGUCCUCCCAAAAGCUUGCGGGAAGGGGCCACCAUUCUCACCCACCCACAGGGGUACACGACGGCUCAGCAUGGGAGGGCUUGUCUUUUGUGGGUCCUCGGGAGCUCAGAGUGGGGGGCCGUGUCAGGUGAGGUUCUCAGUGACAUCUUGGUACACUGGUUGAAUGCAAGGAAUUUAUUUGGGGGGCCACCUAGGAAAACUGUAGUGAGGGGAGAAUAAGAUGGAGAAGGGGAACAAGCCCACAUAUGUGUCUCAGGUUGAAUGGUUUCCCUGCAAAUCCAUGUCCACCUGGAACCUCAAAAUGUGACAUUAUUUGCAAUAAGGUCUUUGCAGAUGUUGCUAGUUAAGGAUGGAGGAGACCCUAAGCCCAUAAUGGGGUCUGUAUGACAAGAGGAGAGGACAUUCUGGGGCGGCUACGUUGACAGCUCGGCGGCGUGGUGCAGCUGAACGUGGUGGAGAUCUGGAGAUGGCAGAGCGAGCAGUGGCGGAAGGCGCAGGAGGGCCCUGCCCCGCACCUCCAGAGGGAGUGAGGCCCUGCCCACACUUGACCCUGGGGUCCCGGCCUCCAGAACCGAGAGAGGAUACAUUUCUGUUGUUCUGAUGAGUUUAACUUCUGUUGUUGGCAACUUUGUGCCACUUUGUACGUCUCCAGUGACCCAGGGCCAAUUUUGUGCCCAGAAAGGCUGGACAGCGGGAGUGGCUGUGGAGCUGGGAACAGACGAAUUUGGGGCACGUGACGGAAAAUGCCUCGAUGUCCUCCAAGAGCUCCUCAGUAGAAAUAGGGACGAGGAAGGCUCAGGGGAAGUGAGGGUGGGAGAGACCGGGCUGAACCGUGCUCUCGGGUUGAGCGCAAAGGAGACAUCGUAAAGGACGAGCUUGGAUGUUUACCCGAGGACAUUUCCAAGCGAAGCUGCUUGUGGUAAAACCUUGGGGGGGGGGGGGCUGUUGGGCAAAAGGGAACCAACCUGCCCAGAUUGUUAAAUUAGGUCUGAAGAGACACCGAAGGUGCUGUGGGAACACCUGUUGCUGGAGAGAUUGGGGGUGUGACCCACAAGCCCAGCGCAGGGGCAGAGGUGGGGUCCCAGGCGAGGCCCAUGGGGCCUCUUAUCUGGUGUCAUGAACCCCGGUGGGGUGCCCAGGGCCCCAGAGAGCAGGGCCGCCGCCACGUGCCCGGAGGAUGGAGCAUCGGGCCACAGAGGAUUAUUCUCAGGCCCUGAAGUCUCUGCCGCCCGCUCCGCCGGGCUUCAGACUCGCUUGGGACCAGCGGCUCCCUCCUUCCGUCCGUUCUCCAUCUCCCUUUUGGAAUGGGUUAAGACCUGGGAGCGGCGGGGUUGGGGAGGAUAUAUUCUGAACACGAGACCAAAGUGACUUUUGACAGGGUCAGAGGACAGACUGGUGGGUUGAAUAGUGUGCCUCCAAAAUCCAUGUCCACCCGAAAUGUCAGAACGGACAUAAUUUGGAAAUAAGAUCUUUGGGGAUGUAGUUAAGAGGAGGAGGUCCCCGUGACGGGUGUCCCUGUAGGAAGAGGGAGAAGAUGCUCAGAGGGGAGGGCAGAGGCAGACACGGCACCAGCGCGGCCCCCGACAAGGAACAGCAAGUGCCCUCCUGCGGUCCUAAGCCCUUUGCUGCGGCGGCCUCAGGACGCUGACGCGGCGUGGUGUGGAGCCACUCUGGUCUGGAGGUAACUGGAGCGUGGCCUCUCUCCCUCCCGGCCAAGCCCCAGGGACACAAGGGGGGCUGGUGGCCGCCGUGGUCAGGAGCAGCACACACCACGGGGAGUACAGGUGUCUCCGUGCCGGGGCGCCAGGGGCUGGGGACCGGACUGGCACAAGGCGAUGCUGAGGAGGGGUGCGUGAGGCAGGGCGGCUUUGUUGGGACGUGGCCUGCUUGAGUAUCAGUAACUUUUCCCACAAAGUGGGAGGGAGGAGCCGUGCUGGGGGAGGGAGCCGCGGUCGGUCGGAUUCCCAGGAUGGAGAAGGUCUGCCGUUCUUCCCACUUGCCCAGGGACCUCCCGCAGGGGCCUCUCUCAGAAGUCCUUACCAUCGCGCCCGGGCUGAUGCUGGGUCUCUGUCUCUUGUAGCCGACUAGGGCAGCCCCUAAGCAAACUGUGUGGCUCACAGGCCUCAGCCUGUUUCUCACCCAUGAAAUGAAGACAGCCAAGUGCUUGAGAUGGUCACUGGAAAGCAUGGCUGUCGCCACAGAGAGUAAGGGGGCAAGAGCGGGUGCGCAGCCCCUUACCACUCUGCUGUCCAGCAGACCUGCUUCUCUGGAGGUGACACGGAGCCUCUCCUACGGCCCCGACUGUGGGCCUGCCAUGCUGGACAUGCUUAGAGGCACCGCCCCUCUAGUCAGCCUUUCAGCCCAGGUAGGCUAGUGCACUCAUUAUGCAGGUAGGCAAACCGAGGUACAGAGAGCCAGUCAGUCCCUGGCCACUGGGCCUUGGCGUGAAGGUCCGGGAGGAGCUGUGUUGUAGGGGCAGACCCUUCCCUCCCAGCCCCAGUGUCCCCGUCUGUGAAAUGAGAGCCCUCCCAGCACACUGCUCUGAUCUGUCCAUUUGGAUGGCCUUGGGCAGACUCCCAGGUCUCGUGAGGGGCUGCUCAAUAAGAGGCCCCAGAAGUGCCUCCCCAGGCCUGGGCCCCCGAGGUGCCUGCAGGAGAGCUCUGAGCAUUGGCAGGCGUGGCUUGGGUGAGGUGGGGACCAGACUGCCGGCCAGAAAGGGGCGGGGCUUGUCCAAGGCCACCCACAGGGCGACAAGGGGGCCUGGUGGGGGCCCCUGGGCACUGGGCCUGUGCUGGGAGGCCAGCUGGGAGCCCCUGGUGGGGGGACAGGCUCUCACACUUCUCUGGUGACUGGAGACCCACUGGGCAGGUGCAGGCUUCAAAGAAGCUUAGCCGGCUCAUGAGCGCUAAGCCCCUGGAUUGCCCUUGACCCUCCUGUGCACUUGCUACUGCUCGGCUUGCCCAGGAGCACUGGGCGCCGUGAAGACAAGCCUCCACCCCCGGCAGGGUCCGGAACCCUCUCAUCGUGGUGUGUGGCCGUGGAUGGGACAGUCCCCUUCCCUGUGCCUCAGUUUCCCUAUCUGUAAACGAGGGUCUCCCACAUCUUUUCACAGUGGGAUCCAGACUGUCCUGUGAAUGCGUGCAAUCCUUUAUAGGUGUCCUAACCUUAAACGUUUUACUAGUUUCCUGUUUUCUGAUCAGAGAACGGAUUCAUGCUUAUUGCAAACCUCAGAUGGCACAAAGAACAGUCAAGGGACAGCAAACAGUGACCUGCAGCCCAGCGGUGGGGACAGAGGAGCCCGUCAGGCCGUGUCCCUCCCGUGCCCGCUGUGUCCCAGCUCCUGGCGCCCACGAGGGGCUGAUGGGAUCUAGUCUGUGCAUCCAUCACCUGCUUUCACCCUCCAGGGAAGCACAUGGUCCUGAGGCCUGUCUCCCCCCAGGUGCCUUGCUCCAUCAUCCCUGUCAUUGUGAACCUGUGGGCAGCAGCUCGAUGUCACCUGGGGGACCCACCGCUCUCCCUCUUGAGGGCCCAGGCAAGCUGGCGUGUGCAGGCCACUGGCCGGGGAGGACAGCCGGGCAGUGAGAGCCGGGCCCUGGCAGGCAGCAGGCUCCAGGCUGGGGCUCACCUGCAGAAGGGGACCAGGCUGCCGCCUUCCUGUGGGGCAGCUGGAGGGCCCGUGUGCACGAGGGUGCCAUUGUGGGAAAAGUCCUCCCCACACAUUGAGCUCAUUGGAGCUACAAGCUCAGAUUACUUUAUUAAAAAUUGCUUUUAAUUAAAAAAAAAAAAAAGGCAAGCCUGUGAGGCCAC